Messenger RNA from Hippoglossus stenolepis (Pacific halibut), 3555 nucleotides. RefSeq names its product UDP-Gal:betaGlcNAc beta 1,3-galactosyltransferase, polypeptide 2 (gene b3galt2). NCBI's taxonomy places the organism in Eukaryota, Metazoa, Chordata, Actinopteri, Pleuronectiformes, Pleuronectidae. Gene Ontology annotation, molecular function: N-acetyl-beta-D-glucosaminide beta-(1,3)-galactosyltransferase activity. The transcript is spliced from 2 exons. Gene Ontology annotation, cellular component: membrane. The coding region runs from base 1583 to 2890 and encodes 435 amino acids. The record is from RefSeq and is a predicted model, not a curated record.
CAGCUGAUCUGCGGCGCGACGACAGCCAGUGAGUCCAGAGAGUUCGGGGAUCGACAGUGAAGACUGCGAGAUCGACCGGUAGAUCGCGAUCGACGGGUUGGCGACCACUGGGUUAGACCGUAGAGCUGGGGAAAGGGACCCAAUACACUUAGCAACUUAGGGGGCUACUCUGUCUGAGGCCAAAAUUAGAACUUCAGUCUUGUCAGUAUUAAGUUGUAACAGGUUGUUAGACAUCCAGUCCUCAAUGGCAACCAGAACGGUUGUUUAAGACAGACAGUUUAUCUGCGUUAUCAGGCUUCAAAGACACAUAGAGCUGAAUAUCAUGGGCGUAACAGUGAUAGGAUAUAUCUGUGCAAUUGCUAAUGAUAUUACCUAAGGGGAGCAUAUAUCAAGCAAAUAAUAAAGGACCCACGACAGAAGCCUGGGGCACACUACAGGAAAGAGCAAAGGUUUCAGACAGGUAUGCACCUAGUGACACGGAAAGCCUCCUAUCAGAGAGAUAGGAGGAGAAACCAGUCCAGGGCGCUCCCAGAGACACCCACCCACUGCCUUUCAAUCAUGAUCCUGUGGUCCACCGUGUCAAAAGCUGCACUGAGAUCGAGCAGCACCAACACGGAGCAUUCACCCUUAUCAGCAGACAUCGUAAUGUCGUUGGUGACUCUAAGACGUGCAGUUUCAGUUGAAUGCUUCUGGAGGAAACCUGAUUGGAAGUUGUCGAAGAUUUGGUGAGUUGGCAGGAAGGUUGGCAGCAACUUUUUCUAGGAUUUUAGAUAUAAAUGACUUGUUGACAUUAAGAAAAUCCGCAGCAAAACUGCAGGAGACGUCUUCGACAUGAAUAAUAAUCCAACGUAAUAAUAGAAAAAUGAUUUUAGUGCAUAGGACUGAAUUCUGAUAUAAAAGAACUGUUAAAACCAGGGGGGCGGUAAAUUAAAAUACAAUAAAAUGGAUUAGAAAAAACAACUUUGGUUAAGUGCAGUUCAAAAGAGGAGAAAGCUGCAGUGCCCACUGUCCGAUACUGGAAACACUCCUUAAAAACCACAGCAGCGACCCCCCCACCAUGAUAUGAAAUGUUGUGUCAGAGGCGUUCCUCCGUGCUCAGUGACAUAAUUCUACUCUCAUAACAACGCAUCAGACAAACACACCUCACCAGUAUGAAGGUUGUGAAUCCUCCCUGCAACAGGUGCUUUUUCCUUUGGAUUACAAACAGAAUUUUGCUACAACAAAUUGAAAACUUUGAUUAGAGAGCGUAAACACAAAGGAGGCGUCCCUUAUCAUAUCCUGAAGGAGGCAAGACAUUGAGCAUGAGCCUGUGUUUGUCUACAGCGCCAAAGAAGUGCCAGGGAGAAGCCUCUAUGGCGAGGGAAUCAUCGCCCUCCUAGCUCCACCAGGGGCCUGUUAAACCUGCUCCGAGCUGCACUGGUGGACCCAUCGUUCUCCACCAGGAGGCUCACUCCAACCCAUCUGCCAGCUCAGAUACCCCUCUGAUCGUUGGCAACCACAUGUUUGAGGUGACUGUGUGUGACCGCCGCCGCCGCCGCCCAUACUUGAGCAGCAGCAGCCUCCUGCGACCCCAAUCUCCACCAUGCAGUGGAGACGGCGGCACUGCUGUCCCAUCAAGAUGACCUGGACCAUCAAGCGUUCAGUCUUUCGGACCCACGUGACAGGCCUCCUCUCGCUGGCUCUGCUCUUCACUUUCUUCUUAUUUUUUAGUCACCAGGACUGGCUGCCGGGACGCAGUGGGCUCCGGGAAAACCCACUCAGUAAUACAUUUAAGGCCCUUCGCAGCCCCAAGGGAGACGCCAACCAGAGCAGCUCCCUGAGGAGCCUGUGGAGGGACGCGGGAUAUGUAGCGCCAAAGCCUCUGCUCAACCUCAGCGCUCAGCAGGCGGAGGGGGCGGCAGGAGAGACCGUCGCAGGCAGGAUGGGUGUAAUGGGGCUUGGGGACACCAUGAGCACCAACAACAGUUUACAGAAGGAGAUGGGUGUGGGAGGGAGGCUCAGUGCUCAGCCCUACCGCUACAUCCUGAACGAGCCCUUCAAGUGCAGGGACACCACACCCUUCCUCAUACUCCUCAUUGCUGCAGAGCCCAGCCAGGCCGAUGCCCGGAACGCCAUCCGUGUGACGUGGGGGAAUGAGAGUGUAGCAAUGGGCCUGGUGUUUGUCCGUCUCUUUCUGCUCGGAGUAGGAAAGAGCUCUGACACAUUCCUUCAGAGCAGCAUCGAGGAAGAGAGCCGCAUUCACCAUGACAUCAUUCAACAGGACUACCAGGACACUUACUACAACCUGACCAUCAAAACCCUGAUGGGCAUGAACUGGGUGGCCACCCACUGCCCACAUGCCUCCUAUGUGAUGAAGACAGACAGCGACAUGUUUGUCAACACCGAGUAUCUCAUCCAAAAGCUGCUGAAGCCCGAGCUGCCUCCCAAGCAUCGGUUCUUCACUGGCUACCUGAUGAGAGGUUAUGCACCAAACAGAAACAAGGACAGCAAGUGGUACAUGGCGCCAGAGCUUUACCCAAGCGAGCGCUACCCAAUAUUCUGCUCGGGCACGGGGUAUGUGUUCUCAGGGGACAUGGCCGAGCUGAUCUACCAGGCCUCUCUCGGCAUACGCAGACUGCACUUGGAGGAUGUUUACGUGGGGAUCUGCUUGGCGAAGCUGCGCAUCGACCCGGUGCCCCCACCCAAUGAGUUCCUCUUCAACCACUGGCGGGUGUCUUACUCCAGUUGUAAGUACAGCCACCUGAUCACGUCGCAUCAGUUCCACCCCAACGAACUCAUCAAGUACUGGAACCACUUGCAGAGCAACAAGCACAACGCCUGCAUCAACAUAGCCAAGGAAAAGAACGGCAGGUACCGACACCGAAGGUUUCAUGGAGAGAGGCCUCCAUGACGCAUCCUGUGACCGCCAAAAAACAAAGGGAGAUGGGCACACUGUAACUACAGCCGUUGGAGGGCACGUGGAACUCAGCACUAUACACUAUUUGGGGAAAAGCACAUUGUUUUUGGUAUUGUGUACAGUUGAUGAUCCAAACUAUUUUUUUAAUUUGAGAAAAAAAAAAAGGUAAUUAUGGUGAGCUAUUGCUGAAGGGGGGGAGGGGGGAGGGGGGGGAAGGACAUAAUUAUAAUAAUUCAGGUGCCAACAGGAACGUGGUCAUUCAUGCUAAUGUGUAGGUUCUCCUCUAAAGGGAAGUACAGUACGUCAAAAAAACAACAACUGUGACACAGUCGUGUUUACACAGACACAAAGGGAAAUGUAAGUGUGUUAUGUGGAAAGUUACACUACCUAAAUAUGAAUGAAAGUAUCUUUGACAUUGACCAGUGAUGCUGCCCUGUUUCUCAGUGUUUACUUUACAUAUUUAUCAAAGAACACGACUCUAACCAGAGGGGUUUAUCUGUCAUAUACUGUAUUUUAUUUUGAAAAAGAAAUCGACACAGAAGCACUCAGAAUCACGACAGAGAUGACUGAGAUUGUAUUUUUUAAAGCUUUACAUUGAUUAUGACUGCACUCGAGCAAAUGUGCAAUGAAUCAACUAACAAUUAAAUGUAUUGAAGUCA